Molecule: messenger RNA, 1834 nt
Organism: Mya arenaria
Lineage: Eukaryota; Metazoa; Mollusca; Bivalvia; Myida; Myidae
Product: glycine--tRNA ligase-like
Exons: 14
Coding region: 26-1834 (602 amino acids)
Biological process (GO): mitochondrial glycyl-tRNA aminoacylation
Cellular component (GO): cytoplasm; mitochondrion
Molecular function (GO): glycine-tRNA ligase activity; ATP binding
Source: RefSeq, a predicted model, not a curated record
UCAUAAACACCGGCAGCCGUGGCAGAUGUCAAAACUGAUGCAAUUAGUCUGCAUACAGCUGGCAAAACAGUUAUCAUAUUAUUGCAACGAAAGUUUUAAAUUUGCAAGAUUAAUUUCCACCUCAGUUGUUGUGAAGAAAACCAUUCCAGGCUUUGGAACGAAGAGGCAGACGUUUUCAAUUCGGGGUGAAAUCAUGGAUCCAGCUGUUGAGGAACUUUUGACUCCAUAUCGUCAGUCUGUUAAAGAACAGGGUGAUCUUGUACGCAAGCUCAAGGAUGAAAAAGCACCGGAUAUCGACUUGCAGAGGGCAGUAGCUGAGCUAAAGAAGCGAAAACAUGCUCUUACUGAUAAGGAGUUUGAGCUGUCUCCAAAGGAUAAUUUUGACCGAGCCAAGAUGGAGGAUCUGUUAAAACAGAAGUUCUUCUAUGACCAGUCAUUUGCAAUCUAUGGAGGCAUCAAUGGUCUCUAUGACUUUGGUCCAAUGGGCUGCGCUGUUAAGGCAAACCUUCUACAAGCAUGGAGAAAUUUCUUCGUUCUCGAAGAAAAUCUGCUGGAAGUUGAUACUGCUGUGUUGACACCAGAAACCGUCCUCAAGGCCUCUGGACAUGUUGAAAGAUUCCAAGAUUACAUGGUUAAGGACUUGAAGAACGGGGAGUGUUUCCGGGCCGACCAUCUCAUAGAGAACACAUUUGAGAAGAUGUUGUCCGAUAAGAAAGUGACUGAAGAUAUCAAGGCAGAAAUUAGGUCCAUUCUUCCUACAGUUGACAAUAUGAGCAAAGAUGAGAUGGGGGAAACAUUGAAGAAGUUCAGCAUAAAGUCUCCUGUUACCGGGAACGACAUAUCUGAUCCUCUCGAGUUUAACCUUAUGUUCUCCACAGCUAUCGGGCCUACAGGAACUGUCAAAGGGUAUCUCCGUCCAGAAACAGCUCAGGGUAUAUUUGUCAACUUCAAGCGUCUACUGGAGUUCAACGGGGGCAAGCUGCCAUUUGGAGGAGCGCAGAUAGGGGCAGCAUUCAGAAACGAGAUCUCACCAAGAUCUGGGCUUAUACGUGUCAGAGAGUUCGCAAUGGCUGAGAUAGAGUAUUUUAUGGAUCCGAAAGAGAAGGAAACAUUUUACAAGUUCGAGAAUGUUCGUGACCUCAAAGUGACCUUGCUGUCGGCGUGUAAACAGAUGGAGGGCAAGGCACCAGACGUGAAAUCUCUCGGGGACGCUGUGAAAGAUGGCACUAUAGCCAACGAGUCGCUGGCCUACUUCAUGGGACGUAUCUACAUGUUCCUGAUGAAAGUUGGUAUUGAUAACAACAAGUUCCGGUUCCGACAACAUCUCGCUAAUGAGAUGGCUCACUACGCCUGUGAUUGUUGGGAUGCCGAGAUGAAAACUUCUUAUGGUUGGAUAGAGUGUGUAGGUUGUGCUGACAGGUCGUGUUACGAUCUCCUCUGUCAUCAGAAGGCUACGGGGAUGAAACUGGUCGCCGAGAGAAAAUUAGCAGAACCUAAGAUGAUCCAGGUUGUGGAAUGUAAGGUGAACAAAGGUGUCAUCGGCAAGGUGUUCAAGAAAGAUGCCAAGGUCGUCACUGACUACCUUACUACUCUCGAGUCCGAAGGAGCUGACGCAUUGGAUCGUUCACUGCAGGAAAAUGGGGAAGCAGAGAUCACUGUGAAGGACCAGAAAUACACUUUGAAGAAAGACAUGAUCACAGUGUCUAGAUUUGAGAAGAAAUUGCAUGUUGAAGAGUUUAACCCGUCUGUGAUAGAGCCUUCGUUCGGUAUUGGGCGAGUCAUGUACUCGUUAUUCGAGCACAACUUCAAGAUUCGAAAAGGAGAUGAACAAUGA